Molecule: messenger RNA, 1155 nt
Organism: Rhodotorula toruloides NP11
Lineage: Eukaryota; Fungi; Basidiomycota; Microbotryomycetes; Sporidiobolales; Sporidiobolaceae
Exons: 6
Coding region: 1-1155 (384 amino acids)
Source: RefSeq, a predicted model, not a curated record
AUGGCGGACGCGCAACCGCUGCGCAGCUUCUCUGUCCUCCAGCACCAGACCGCCGCACUCGUCGCGCCUCAGUUUGUCGGAUCCGGACUAUCGCUCGUCCUGUAUGGCGUCUACAUCGUCCUGCAGUACCAGUAUGCGCGGGGCGACCUCUACCGCCGGCUGUCUUGGCCCGUCAAGACGACCCUUGUGCUCGUGUGCUUCCUCGUGAGUGUGUACGAGGUCGUGCAGUAUGCAGACACAAUGUACUGGGCCGUCACGGUCAAGCGCACACCGGACGACAUCUUCAACGGCGUCCCUCUCGACUCCGUUAUCCCCCUCCUCGGCGCCAUCGUUGCUGCACCCGUCCAGAUCCUCCUCAUCUUUCGUGCGGCUUCGCUCCUUCACCAGCGCUGGACUCGGAACCUCUUCCUCCUCGUCGGCGGCGUCCUCGUUCUCGCAGCCUUCACAGGCGCGAUCCUGACCUGCGCAACAGGUAUUAUGUACUUCAACGGCACGAUCGACAACAUCCUUCCCUUCACCUAUAACGACGCCGUCUCGCUCUGGCUCUGGUCAUCAGCCGCAUGCGACGUCGCUAUCUCCCUUUGCUUCGCCUUCACGCUGCAUCGACGGAUUCAGGGGUUCAACGCCAACACGGACACGCUUCUCAAGAAGUUGAUCCAGACGGCGUUGAGGACCGCAGCUUAUACAGCUGUCUUGGCAGUGGGAGGAGCCGCUGUAGCCUCUGCGACGCCCGACACCGACUACAACUCGACCUUCGCCCACUUCGCCUUCUGGUUCCCGCUACCGCCCUGCUACGCCCUCUCGCUCUUUACCACCCUUUCCGCCCGACGAACCAUAAACGCCCACCUCGCACCAUCACCUUCCAACUCCCCCGCUUCUCCACGUCUCGCCGCUGCACCCGCUGCACCUCAACAACGCGCAACGAUCGACUACAGCGGCUUGCGGGCGCUCGACGGAGAAGCCGAGGUGAGGGACGAGUUUGGGCCGGACGAGAGCACGAGGAGGGAGACGAAGGAGACUGUUAGUCGGUGGAGGGAGGAGCAGAAGAAGUGGACGCUUUCGCUGGAGAAGGCGGCGGCGCCUCAUUCGGAUGAGGAAGACGACCUGGGGGAGUGGGAAGCGCGAGGGAGGGCGGGUCGUCGAGGAGUAGUAUGA